Messenger RNA from Vicia villosa (hairy vetch), 1026 nucleotides. RefSeq lists its product as uncharacterized. NCBI's taxonomy places the organism in Eukaryota, Viridiplantae, Streptophyta, Magnoliopsida, Fabales, Fabaceae. The coding region runs from base 1 to 1026 and encodes 341 amino acids. The record is from RefSeq and is a predicted model, not a curated record. The transcript has 4 exons.
AUGUCAGGUCGGCUAGGUGACGAUACACAACAAGAUGCUAAUGGUAUUUGCAGAGAGAUGGCAUCCGGAGACUUCCUUAUUUCAUCUUCCUCAUGGUACUCAGCUCUUUGUGGACAUGAGCUCGACGUACACAACAUCAUCUACCUCAUGUACUUAUCGGAUACAACACGUAUACGAGAGUACAACUGGGGAGUGGUUGUACUGGCGUACAACUACUACAGACUCGGAGAGGGAUGCAUGUGGAAGGCUUGGAUACCACAACACAUCCCAGACAUUAUUGGUUGGGGAGAGGUGCCUACCUACACUGAGUUCAUGCUGCGUGCUAGUGCAUUCAGCCCCCUCAGAGGGAACCAGGUGUCGGAUCCUUACAGGCGCGGACUUGAUCGCAUGGCUGUCGAGGACGUCAGAUAUGAUUGUUAUGCUGAUCACCGUGAGACGGUUCCAUUUGAUGAGAUAACACUAUACUCUAGAUGGUUGGCCGCCAGCUCGACCAUUAUUGUGCGUUAUCUUUUGGAGUGUGUCAUGCGUCAGUUUGGCUACACACAAACGAUACCUCACGACCCUACUGUCUCCGCUCUUAUCGCCAUGACCCGUCGGAAGUUAGAUGAGUUCUUUCCAAACUGGGAGCAUCACAUGGUUCCUGAGGAGGCUCAGGCUGUUCUAAUAACAGAUUCAAAGAAAAGUUCUUGGAUUAAAAAAAAGGGAAAAGAGAGGAGAAGAAGCUUUAGAUCUGAAAUUGCAACCGCUGAAGCUGUUACCAUCCGAAUCACCGACAGGAGCAGCAAGAAUCACCGACAGGAGCAGCAAGAGUUACAGCUAGACGUGAUUAACACCUCCUCCGACCAGCCGGCGCCGGCUGCCGCAUCGAACUUACACGGCCACAUCCGCCGUCGAUUUCACACACAGACGCUGCAGCCCCUUCCCUCCGAAUCGCCGGUCCUCCACGUGACCACCACCGCGAAUCACCGGCCGAUAUCGCGUCUAUUCGUCAAGACCACAAGCAUCUUUGACACCGCCGUUUCUUGA